UAUUGUGACUUGUGUAGUUCACAGAUGUUAAAUGAAAUAUGUGUUUAAAUAGGUUUUUAUCACAUUUGAUAGAAAAUGCAUAAUUAUUAAUUAUUAUGUUUUAAAAUUAUAAAUAAAAUACAAAAAAAGGUAUAAAAAUCUUAAAUUAAAAGUAUUAAUUAAGGAUCAAAAAAUAUGGCAAAUAAAAGAAAAACUGAUGAGAUUGUGCCAGCGGAAGAAAGUGAUUUACUUCUCAUUAGGCCACUGGGUGCUGGACAAGAGGUUGGAAGAUCUUGUAUAAUGCUUGAAUUUAAGGGAAAGAAAAUAAUGUUAGAUUGCGGAAUUCAUCCUGGUCUUUCUGGAAUGGAUGCGCUUCCAUAUGUUGAUUUGAUAGAGGCUGAUGAAAUUGAUUUACUCUUCAUAUCACACUUCCACUUAGAUCACUGCGGAGCCCUUCCUUGGUUUUUAAUGAAAACUAGUUUCAGGGGUCGUUGCUUCAUGACCCAUGCAACCAAGGCUAUUUACCGCUGGAUGUUGUCAGAUUAUAUUAAAAUUAGCAAUAUAUCUACUGAACAAAUGCUAUAUACUGAAGCAGACUUAGAGGCAAGUAUGGAGAAAAUAGAAACAAUAAAUUUUCAUGAAGAACGCGAUGUAAUGGGUGUAAGAUUUUGGGCGUAUAAUGCUGGUCAUGUACUUGGCGCUGCGAUGUUUAUGAUUGAAAUUGCGGGGGUAAAAAUUUUAUAUACGGGAGACUUUUCGAGACAAGAGGACAGGCAUUUAAUGGCAGCAGAAAUACCAACAAUGAAACCGGACGUAUUGAUCACAGAAUCUACAUAUGGUACACACAUACAUGAGAAGAGGGAGGACAGAGAAAAUAGGUUUACGUCACUUGUACAAAAAAUAGUUACACAAGGUGGUCGUUGUUUAAUUCCUGUUUUCGCGUUAGGCAGAGCACAAGAGCUUUUACUCAUUUUAGAUGAAUAUUGGAGUCAGAAUCCGGAACUUCAAGAUAUUCCAAUAUACUACGCCUCUUCUUUGGCCAAAAAAUGUAUGGCCGUAUAUCAGACUUAUAUAAAUGCAAUGAAUGAUAAAAUAAGACGACAAAUUGCGGUUAAUAAUCCGUUUGUUUUUCGUCAUAUUUCAAAUUUAAAAGGAAUUGACCAUUUCGAAGAUAUAGGACCGUGUGUGGUGAUGGCGUCUCCAGGUAUGAUGCAGAGUGGUCUUUCAAGAGAAUUAUUCGAAACUUGGUGUACAGACUCUAAGAAUGGCGUCAUUAUAGCAGGUUAUUGCGUUGAAGGCACUUUAGCUAAAACAAUACUUUCGGAACCCGAAGAAAUUACAACAUUAUCUGGUCAAAAACUUCCUCUUAAUAUGUCAGUUGAUUAUAUUUCAUUUUCGGCUCACACAGAUUAUCAGCAGACUAGUGAAUUUAUACGAUUAUUAAAACCAGCACAUGUGGUGCUUGUUCAUGGUGAGCAAAAUGAAAUGAGUCGAUUGAAAUCAGCACUUCAACGAGAGUACGAAUCGGAUCCUAACACAAAUAUUUGUUUUCAUAACCCCCGUAACACCCAUGCUGUAGAGCUUCACUUUAGAGGUGAAAAAACGGCGAAAGUAAUGGGAAGUCUUGCUGCAACUAAGCCUGAGCCUGGAAACAAGCUAUCCGGUAUUUUAGUUAAACGAGGAUUUAAAUAUCAUCUAUUAUCAGCAUCAGAUAUUUCAAAAUAUACUGACAUGACUAUUUCAAUGGUUACUCAACGGCAAAGCAUAUCAUGGACAGGAUCGUUAAAUACCUUGAAGCUCUUGCUGGAUCGCGUAGGAGGACCGGGAACUGUCGAAAUUGUAGAGCCUGACAAAAAAAUUCGUGCAUUUAAUUGCAUAGACGUGAUUGUUGAAGGAAAAAUUAUUAUUAUGGAAUGGCAAGCAACACCUGUCAACGAUAUGUUCGCUGAUUCCGUACUUUCUUGCAUAAUGCAAACUGAAAUGGGUGGCACAAAUUUGAAAGGAUCUACAACAGGAGGAAAACCCGACAAAACCCAUUUCAAAGAAUGUCUAAUAGAAACAUUUCAAGAUAUUUUUGGUGAACACUCAGUCCCAAAACUGUUUAAAGGUGAUAUUUUACCGGUCACAGUCAGUGGGAAGAAAGCUGAAGUUAAUCUUGAAACCUUGGCUGUUACUUGUCCCGAUGACGAAUCUUUGCGGCAAAUAGUAAAUACGGCAGUUACAAAGUUAUACCAAGCCUUGGUGCAUAUAACAUAAUUAUUUUAAGAUUUUUAAUUGAUACGAUUUUUUGCAUAAGAAAUUGAAAAAUUUAAAAUAAUUAUAUUUAGUUUAUAUUAAUGUCAUUUGGAUGUAAUACAAUGAAAGCCUAUAUAAAAAAUUUUAUAUUCAACAAAUAAACAAUU
This is a messenger RNA of Condylostylus longicornis, 2381 nucleotides long. It is a transcript of the gene Cpsf73, whose product is annotated as cleavage and polyadenylation specificity factor 73. Bases 175 to 2235 code for a protein of 686 amino acids. Gene Ontology annotation, biological process: mRNA 3'-end processing by stem-loop binding and cleavage. The record is from RefSeq and is a predicted model, not a curated record. Gene Ontology annotation, cellular component: mRNA cleavage and polyadenylation specificity factor complex. The transcript is spliced from 7 exons. Gene Ontology annotation, molecular function: RNA binding; 5'-3' exonuclease activity; RNA endonuclease activity. Lineage: Eukaryota; Metazoa; Arthropoda; Insecta; Diptera; Dolichopodidae.